GGAGCGGCCAUUUUCUAUUGUGCCCUUGCUCGGGUCCAGCCACAACUACAACGCCACACUUCCAACAUCGAAGGAUGCACUGCAACGCUGCUGCCUGAUUGGGCAAUCUUACAUCUACAAGUCCUCACUUUUGUCUUUCCGACCUUCAGGUCACAUACUAUCCUGAAUACUCCCAAGUAGCACGAAGCCAAUCGAAGCAAGGCUACUGACUACAAUGUCAAGAACCAAGGAUAUUGACGAAAGCUUCUCAAAUCUGGCUCUGGACCCCCAAGCACCCCCUCUUCCCCUCCUCACCAAGACCAAAAAGUCCUCUCUCCGCAACCUCUUCACCCGCAAACCCUCUUCACCUCUUCAAACCACACCCUUCCCCUACGCCCCCCUCAAAGAAGAUGAAAUCCGCCUCGUCAACCUCCACGCAGGACCCCCCUCAACCCCAAUAACCCUCACAACUGAAACCACUCCCCUCUCAUCCACAGAAUACACAGCACUCUCCUACGUCUGGGGUGAUCCCUCCGAUACCAUCCCCCUCCACGUCGACAACCACCUCUUCCACGCCACGAAGAACCUCCACUCCGCGCUCCAGCACAUCCGCCUCUUCCUGAUGCCAUCACAGCUUGUCCCGCUAUGGAUCGACGCAAUCUCGAUAAACCAGGCAGAUAUAUCAGAACGAAGCCACCAGGUCUCACACAUGCGGGAGAUUUACACUUUAGCAGACCUAGUCUUAACAUGGCUCGGACCAGAAUUCGGGCCGGGGCUAACGUACCUCCGCGAACUCGGCGAGCAUGCCCUCGCCGUCUCUCAAAAGAGCAAAGAACCCCCGAAGCUUCUACCCAGCCACGUGAAAGACCGAUAUACUACCAUCCGGGAAACCGUCAGAGUCUUUCAAUCUACGUACUGGAACCGCGUUUGGACGGUACAGGAGUACACUGCCCCAACCGACCUCGGGGUCUUCCUCUCCGGUACGGCGUGGUUAGAUCGUACUGCCUUUUUACCCGUCACGAUACUCUAUACACAAGCACUACACUGGCUUCGAGAUGGCCUUCGGGAGCGGAGGGCAGAUGCCUCGUUUGUGGACGCGACGCUCUCGCGGGUGAAGAAGGUUGCUCAUGAUCUCAAGAUGAGCUAUGCGCGGAUGGCAGCUUCCAACGAAAUCGAUACAGCACCGGAUGGGAUGAACGCCUCUUCUAAAGUCGAACAGGUCCAUCAGAUUGAAUCAAAGAAUGGGAGGAGCUCAAUAGUCCAGCAGUUCAAUCUCAUCAGCCCCCUCUUACGAUUCCGCGAUCUCCAAGCAACAGACCCCCGAGACCGCAUCUAUGCGCCUUUGAACCUGCUCGAUCACGGGCCGCGAGAAAAACUCUGCAUCCAUGUCGACUACUCCCUCACCGUUCAGCAACUCUACGCCUCCGUUGCCAAAUGUCUGUUAGGAGACAGAGACUACUGGCCUCUGAGCGUCCUCGAGAUCUGCCGCUACGGGUGAUCGGAUUCACCCUCCUGGGUGCCUGAUUGGCGAGUCCUUCCGAGAAAGGUACUUUCGAGGGACGUCACUACAGGAGAGCAG
Colletotrichum phormii is the source of this 1558-nucleotide messenger RNA. RefSeq names its product heterokaryon incompatibility protein-domain-containing protein. The record is from RefSeq and is a predicted model, not a curated record. The transcript has a single exon. Lineage: Eukaryota; Fungi; Ascomycota; Sordariomycetes; Glomerellales; Glomerellaceae. The coding region runs from base 215 to 1477 and encodes 420 amino acids.